AGCUUAUCAUGACUUAUAUGUCAAUGGGGCACACACAGGGAACGAAACGCUAUGUAUUGCACCAGGGUCGAAUUGGGCCAAAUUGAGAGAUAGUACACGAAAAGAGACAAGAGAUUAUUUUUUUCCCGGCGAUAUACCACAGCUACACUUUACGAUGCAAGUGAAUGGUACGCACGGUCUUGUCGAUAAGCAACCAAAUCAAGAAGGAGGUCAAAGCAGCACAUUUGAAACAUCCUUUAUACCGCUGGAGCUUACUGGGAGUAGUAGAUUAAGAUACAACGCCUUGGAUUCGGUCUUCGCAUAUCAUCUAGACUGUGUACUGGGGUUGGGCAAAGUACUCCCAGCAAUAGGGGUGGAAAUCAGCUCACGAGUGCAACUAAAGGACAAGCUUCGCCUACCGAUGUCUCAGAAAUUCGCCGAGUACGGUUUCUCGUUUGACGAAUACCAUCAACAGAUUUUUGGAACAAUGCAACAACAACUAAGCACAGAGGGGAAGACACAGUAUUUUGGCGAGAGCUGGCUGUCGCGCGUGACGCGCGUAACGUGCAGAAAACUGUGUGAGCUAAUUGGAGGGCCUAUCUACUGCAUGGACUCGGGUGUGCAGAGAGCCUUGAAUGAAUUGGAGGCUUUCCACUUCAUCUUGGGAAGCGUUGAUUCUUCCUUCACCGUGGCGGAAAUGACUGACCAAAAGACAUCACAGAAAGCAAGAAUGCUACUCCCGAACCCUGUCUAUCGAAUGUUGGCAACCUACUAUUCACCCGACGAUCCCUUCUUAUUGCGACAGUCGAAACCUGGGUGUCAGCAUAGUAUACGACUAUAUGAACGCCUCCUCCAAGCGUCAGUGAACUUUGGGCCAUCGAAAGACAGUAAGAGGACGCUGGCAUACCGAAUGGGAAUGGCGAUCCUCGAAGACCCGCUGAUGCGGAAGUACUGGUAUCGUAUGCUACAGUCGCCUAGAGUGAUGAGGCGGAUGGGACUACGGAGGAGUACUUAUGUUGCUCACAUUGAAAAAUGCGUGGAGAAUUUCGGAAAGGAACAUGUAUUUUUUCGUUGAGCCACAGGGCCAGCUAACAUUUGCAAUACGGUUAAGUGGUGUGGAGCGCACCGAUACAACGUCAGAAGUUAAUUUUACCUCUCUAGUAUGAUUUUAAACUCCAUCUGCACCCAGCAUAACUACGAUUAAUCACCCAAGACUAGUAUCGACCAUUCCAGUAUGAAUCAAGCUAAGGGUG
Sphaeroforma arctica JP610 is the source of this 1232-nucleotide messenger RNA. RefSeq lists its product as hypothetical. Lineage: Eukaryota; Ichthyosporea; Ichthyophonida. The record is from RefSeq and is a predicted model, not a curated record. Bases 155 to 1054 code for a protein of 299 amino acids. The transcript has 7 exons.